ACUCGCGGGUGCCAAGAAUGGCAGCAACACCUUAAAACCGGCGUACCAGCCAGUCGGCUACGAAGUUAUUAGUAAAUAUUUAAAUAAGUUUCUUUGAUUUCAGAUAUGUUCGGGGGUCGGUGCUCGCGCCGGGAUCCCAACGUGGACGCCUGCUUGCUGCGCAGUUUUAACUCCCUACUAGAAUACCUCAAAGGAGGAGCGCCAGAGUUCGAUAUAGAAGAGGCUGAACCAAUAGUAAUAGACGAGCUAUCUAUUGCCCUGGGCAAUGGCCCAGAUGGUUACAGGGCUACCUUCAAGGACAUUCACACUACAGGUGCUUCGAACAUGACAAUAACCAACGUAAGGUCUGACCUGGAAACGCACCAGUUCCAGCUGACGAUGUUCGGACCGCACAUAAGUGCUCGCGCGCGGUACCGCUCCUCCGGUGUGCUGCUGCUCGUACGAGCCUCAGGCGGGGGCGACUACUGGGGUGAAUAUGAUGGAGUUAAGGCGAAGGUGUACUUCCGUGGAGUUCCAUACGAGAGAGACGGACGGACUUACUUGAAACUUCAACAACUGAAGCUAGACUUCUCCGUGAGAGACAUUCAGAUGGGUGUCGAGAAUCUUCACAACAGCAACGCAGUCUUACAGGCGGCAUUGAAUCUGUUCAUCAACAGCAACGCGCAAGAGCUCUUGAAGGAGAUGAAGCCGGAGUUGAAGCGAGACCUCGCGGACAAGAUGUCGCGCUUCCUCGAGAGGAUCCUGCAGCACAUUCCGUACGAUGAGUGGAUCGUAGAUUAAAUUCACUAGUAUCUAAGAAAAAUUCUAGAAUUACGGAGGUUUGAAGACGUCUUACCCGAAACAAAUCUCAAACGCAGUAAACAUAAAUAAAUAAAAUGUGUGACCAAUGCCUAGAAAAUUAUGAUUUUCUUAAUUUUUUCUUAAUAUACCAAUUCAAUUUAAGUCUUGUUCCGCACUAAGUAGAGCAUUACCAUAUUAGUCGGUAAUUCCGAAUAGUCCGCGUCCGCGUUCUAAACUUAACAGCCUAUUUUAAAAUACUUAAGUAGCACGAACCCAAGGCGAUCAAACUCUAAAUAGACAUUUCUCCAAAAAGGUGAUAUACCUACUAAAUUAUUGCGACUAAUCAUAGUUAGUGGUGCGUAUACUGCUAUAAGUAACCACUCUCUUACAAAUUUUUAUUAUUUAAUUAUAAGAAAUAUACUCGUAUACACUAUAAAUAACUUUCUUUGAAUAAAACUAUUUUCAACGUGUAUAUCGCGUUUAUGUUUGAUUUCAUAACGUUUCGGACCCUUUACAUGUUCUGUGCUACUUUAAAAAGGCAGUAUAUUUAGUCUUAAGGGUUGUGCAACAGAAUCGCUACCAAUGCGUGUUGUUGAACACCAAUAUCUCUUACAGUCAUAAUCAGUAAUAUUAAUCAAUGCACAAAUUUGACAAAGAUAUUAUAAAUAACUUUAUGUAAUACACGAGUUUUGACAAGAAAUAUAGCAAUGUAUUCUAAAUUUCAACGUAAUAGAAGUUCUUAAAUAAAUUUCAAAUUACCUGUGUCAAUCAGAAUAAUGCAAAACUAACAAAACAAAUAUUUAUUAAAUAACAAAAUAAUAUGAUGAAUAUGAAAUAAGUAAGUGAUCCAAUAUAAUCAAUGCUCUAGGUAGAGAAAUGUCAUUUUUACUAGCUAUUAAUUUAUUUAUUUAGAUGAACCUAUUAUGCAAUAAGUUUUCCGUAGCGUCCGUUUCAUAAAACGGUUUUAGUCUUAGUUAACAUUGUAAUGUAAGUUGUAUAAAUAUAACAUUAAAUUUGUGAUUAAAAACUUUUUUGUUGUUAUUCGAUUAUGCUUCUAAAAACCUAUAUCAUACCCAGCCAAUGAUACUCUUUAGUAUUUAAAUACUUACGUAUGAACAUUACUUCUGAGAGUCUAUUCUAUUUGUCUUCCAAUGAAAAUUCGGAAAAUUUCGGAUAGUUCUUAUGAUUUUAUUAAAAAUUAUAUCUGUAUAGUAACGUGUAUCAGAGGCAAUGUUAUUCCUACCUCCGUUGCAUCACUCAUAAAGUAUCGAAAAUUGUUUCUUUUUUAAAUUGUAUUUUCAUUUCAAAAAUAGAGGAAAUUCCUUCAUCGGAGAAAUGAAAUACACCUUAAUUCUUAGUAGUAGGAAUAACAUUA
Messenger RNA from Diatraea saccharalis (sugarcane borer), 2155 nucleotides. Lineage: Eukaryota; Metazoa; Arthropoda; Insecta; Lepidoptera; Crambidae. The record is from the annotation of a GenBank genome assembly.